Cordyceps fumosorosea ARSEF 2679 is the source of this 432-nucleotide messenger RNA. RefSeq lists its product as hypothetical. Lineage: Eukaryota; Fungi; Ascomycota; Sordariomycetes; Hypocreales; Cordycipitaceae. The transcript has a single exon. The record is from RefSeq and is a predicted model, not a curated record. The coding region runs from base 1 to 432 and encodes 143 amino acids.
AUGGGCCAGCUACAACCAGAUCAAUUACAGAGAAUGGUGCUCCUUCUCAUCCAUCACCACAAUGUCGCGCAAGUACCGCGUGCUUGCUUUGCUGCUCGUCGCCAGCGCGUCGGCACGCACCUGCCUCCCUGCCUACGAGGCAAGGCUGCUACCACGAUCCCAACUCCCCGCAAGACCUUUCCGGCCCUCUGCCGACCGUCUACAAGCUCAACUCGCCGCAGUACUGCGCCAACCUCUGCGGCGCGGCCGGGUAUGCGUACUCGAGCGUCGAGUUCAACCCGCAAGUCGACCUCGACCUCUCCGCCAUCCUGCCCGUCCAGAUUCUCAUCCGGAUUUAGUCAAUGCUUCUGCGGUCACGCGAUCGAGAGCACCGCUAUCAAGGCGGAUGAGAGCCGGUGCAAUGCCGACUGUCCGGCAGACCCCGGCAAGUAG